Carya illinoinensis is the source of this 2062-nucleotide messenger RNA. Its product is annotated as amino acid permease 3-like. NCBI's taxonomy places the organism in Eukaryota, Viridiplantae, Streptophyta, Magnoliopsida, Fagales, Juglandaceae. The transcript is spliced from 8 exons. Gene Ontology annotation, cellular component: plasma membrane. The record is from RefSeq and is a predicted model, not a curated record. The coding region runs from base 237 to 1778 and encodes 513 amino acids.
GUAUUGGAAAAGAGCUAGCACUAGAGGCCGAGGGCGUGUUACAUGAUCACUAGCCAACAUUGCAAUAUCACCUGGCCUCUCGAUCUUCUUUGUAAGUUCUAUUCAAGUUAUUAUCCUCCUAGAUCUUCUGUAUUUAAGACCCCACGAUCUCCAGAUAAUUUUCCAAGUAUCCUUCAGCUUCACCCUCUCUCUCUCUCUCUCUCUCUCUAGCAAAUCAUUUCCGCCAUUUCAUAGCCAUGUUACCAAGGAGUCGUACACUUCCAUCCAGGAUCCACCAUGGCGCGGUAGAGGAGAGGCAUGACUUCAGGCACUACCUGCAAGUAGAAGUCCAACCUAAAACCCAGGGUACCGAGGCUGAAUCCAUAAACCCUCAGUCCAACUACUCCAAGUGCUUUGAUGAUGAUGGCCGCUUGAAGAGAACAGGGACUUUUUGGACUGCAACUGCACACAUUAUUACUGCGGUCAUUGGUUCUGGAGUGCUGUCAUUGGCAUGGGCCAUAGGGCAGCUUGGUUGGGUUGCAGGACCUGUCGUCAUGAUCCUCUUUGCCCUUGUUAAUGUCUAUACCUCGGGCCUUCUAGCACAGUGCUAUAGGUCCGGUGACCAAGUGACCGGACAGAGAAAUUACACCUAUAUGGAUGCUGUCAAGGCUAACUUGGGGGGAAAAAAGGUAAUGUUAUGCGGGUUGAUUCAGUAUAUAAAUCUAUUUGGAAUUGCGAUAGGGUACACAAUUGCAGCAUCAGUCAGCAUGAUGGCGAUAAAGAGAUCAAACUGUUUCCAUAAAAGUGGUGGGAAAGAUCCGUGUCACAUGUCCAGCAAUGGGUACAUGAUAACAUUUGGAAUCAUAGAGGUGAUAUUCUCUCAGAUUCCGGACUUUGAUCAAGUGUGGUGGCUCUCUAUAGUCGCAGCAAUUAUGUCAUUCACAUACUCCAGUGUUGGUCUUGGUCUUGGCAUAGGCAAAGUAGCAGAAAAUGCGAGUUUCAAAGGAAGUCUACUGGGCAUUAGUAUAGGGACAGUAACACAUGCCGGAACAGUCACUGCUACACAGAAGAUGUGGAGGAGUUUGCAAGCUCUUGGAGCUAUUGCCUUCGCAUAUUCUUUUUCCAUCAUCCUCAUUGAAAUCCAGGACACAAUAAGAUCUCCUCCUGCAGAACACAAGACCAUGAAGAAAGCUACUUUGUUCAGCAUCGCUGUAACGACAGUGUUCUAUAUGCUGUGUGGAGCCAUGGGAUAUGCAGCCUUUGGUGAUGAAGCUCCCGGAAAUCUUUUAACUGGAUUUGGAUUCUACAACCCCUACUGGCUACUAGAUAUUGCAAAUGUAGCCAUUGUUGUCCACCUCGUUGGUGCAUAUCAGGUCUUUUGCCAGCCUUUGUUUGCAUUCAUAGAAAAAUGGAGUGCGCGGAAGUGGGCCAAGAGUAAUUUUGUAACAGCCGAAUAUGACAUCCCUAUCCCCUUCUUUGGUAUUUAUCAGCUUAACUUCUUCCGUCUAAUAUGGAGAACAAUCUUUGUUAUUUUGACAACCCUCAUCUCCAUGCUCAUGCCUUUCUUCAACGAUGUUGUUGGGAUACUUGGGGCCUUUGGAUUCUGGCCAUUGACAGUUUUCUUUCCCAUUGAGAUGUACAUCUCUCAAAAGAAGAUUGCACGUUGGACAAGCAGGUGGAUAGGGCUUCAGAUGAUAAGUAUGACAUGCCUCUGCAUUUCUAUAGUCGCUGCAGUCGGCUCCUUUGCUGGAGUUGUUCUGGAUCUCAAGACUUACAAGCCAUUCAAAACUAGUUAUUAAGAAAGAGCCAUGAUUACCCGUAUUAUUUUUGGGGUUCUAGUAAGGAAUAAACCCAAACUAGCUGCUUCUUUUUAUCAGAAAGAAGUUUCGAAGUAAUUUUCAUCUUUAAUAACCAAGUAUUUGAUAGUUUUGUCAAUAUGGCCUAACCACACACACAUCCAAGCAUGACAUGAAAGACUAAUGACGUGUUUUUGUCUUUGUGAUAAUGUAUAAACUUGUUUCAUGGAUCGGAGUAUGAUACCGACCAUGACGUAGCUAAUUAAAUACCCUGGUGUCUGGAUCAA